Myripristis murdjan (pinecone soldierfish) is the source of this 1095-nucleotide messenger RNA. It is a transcript of the gene sp5l, whose product is annotated as Sp5 transcription factor-like. The record is from RefSeq and is a predicted model, not a curated record. Bases 1 to 1095 code for a protein of 364 amino acids. The transcript has 2 exons. Gene Ontology annotation, biological process: regulation of transcription by RNA polymerase II. Gene Ontology annotation, molecular function: DNA-binding transcription factor activity, RNA polymerase II-specific; RNA polymerase II cis-regulatory region sequence-specific DNA binding. Lineage: Eukaryota; Metazoa; Chordata; Actinopteri; Holocentriformes; Holocentridae.
AUGGCUGCCCUGACGAUACAAAGGACUGACAACUUUUUGCACACCUUUUUACAGGACCGGACCCCCAGCUCCUCUCCAGAGGGAGCACCCAACGCCCUGUCCUUCCUGGCCACCACCUGUAGCCAGGCCUGGCAGGUGGGAAGCGCAAUGGGCUCAGAAGGCUCCCAGUUCCCCUAUGAGGGCACAGUCAGCUCAACAUCAGGGAUGUUUCAGCUCUGGAGCAACGAAAUGGCACCCAGCUCAGCCCUCAGCACACACCAGAUGACCUUCACGGUGCCCAAGGUGCAGUUCCCCGGACACAUGCAGUCUGGCCUGGGUCACCACCAUCAUCACCACCAUCACCACCACCAUGAGCUGCCUCUGACCCCUCCAGCUGAGCCCCCCUCGUCCUACUCCUUUGAACUCUCCCCGGUCAAAGUGCUCUCCUCCCAGCCGCAGGGCAACAGCCCCUACUAUCCCCAGCACAACAGUGUGGGACAGAACUUCCCCAGCUUCCUCCAGAACUCCUCGGCCAGGCAUCACCUGCCUGGAGGCCAUGUGGAAGAAGGACAGCAAUGGUGGAGCCUACCCCAAACCAAUGCCACCCCCUCCAAUCAUCCCUUCUCCCUGGGCAGGCAGCUGGUCCUGGGCCACCAGCCUCAGAUAGCUGCACUUCUCCAGGGCACCUCGAAGGGCCUGCUGAGCUCCACCCGCCGCUGUCGACGCUGCAAAUGCCCCAACUGCCAGGCUAAUGGUGGGGGGCUGGAGUUUGGCAAGAAGAGACUGCACAUCUGCCACAUCCCAGAGUGUGGCAAAGUGUACAAGAAGACCUCUCAUCUCAAAGCCCAUCUGCGCUGGCACGCCGGGGAGAGGCCCUUCAUCUGCAACUGGCUCUUCUGUGGUAAAAGUUUCACACGUUCAGACGAGCUGCAGCGGCACCUUCGCACACACACCGGAGAAAAGCGCUUUGGCUGCCAGCAGUGUGGCAAGAGGUUCAUGAGGAGUGACCAUCUCUCCAAACACGUCAAGACCCACCAGACUAGGAAGAGCCGUUCUGGCCAGCCUACACAGCAUGGACCCACGGACCCUCUGCUCACCAACAUCAAGAGAGAGUAA